CCAAACGUCACUGGAAGCAGGAACUGAGAAAUGAAUUGUGGGCAGAUUCACAGGAGAGGCUUUGAUCCGACAGGAAGCAACUAAAUCUGAGACCCUCUGCUUAAUGUUUUGAUGUUUGACCUACUAUAUUCAGUAUCGCUCACCAGCAGUUUUUAGUAGCUUUCUCUCUUUGUUUUAAUGACUGGCCAUCGAUGGAUCCGUUGGAUUUCCUGGAGUCCUAUGAACUGCUGCAGUUUUUCCACUGUAAUAAAACAGUGAUGUCCUGCAUGGAGAACCCGCACACCUUUCUCAGCCAGCUCAGGGAUUACAACCUGAUCCCCGAGGACAGAUACAAGAAGGUGAGCCGCAUGAAGAGUAAAGAAAACAUGAAGAGGGCCAUUUAUGAUAUUUUGGACUGGCUGGAGAGAGAACGAUCACAGCACAUCAGUGUGUUCUGGACAUGUGUCUUCCAAGACAUCAUCCUGAACCAAUACCCAACCCUGCGCCUGCUGCGUAACAGCCUCAUGGACGGAUCUUUCCAUUUUAAUAAACAACUGCCUGAAAGGGUGGAUAAGGAAGAGACAGACAAAAGGAAGGAGCUCUCUGAAGAUGAGGAAAAAGAGGAGGAACAAGUGAACUCAGUGAAAAAGAGGAGGAAACAGAGAAGAAGGAGUGUGUGUGAUGAUGAGGAGCAGCAGCCUGGUCCAUCAUCUCAGCUGACUCCAGGUCAGAAGAGAAAGUCAAAGAAAAUAUGCUUCUCUUCUCCGAUGAAGAAGGGAGAGAAGAAUGACUAUUGGAACUGGCCCAUUUACAAGUCCUAUCUCCCUGUGACCUGUGGACAGAAGGAGGGGACACUGAGCAGAGACAGACUGGCUAAAGGGGAGAAGUGCAUUUUGUUCCAGAAACAGUGGUUAACUCCCAAUGAAUUUGAGACGUUGGCAGGGAAGAAGAGCUCAAGGAACUGGAAGUUGAGCAUCCGAUGUAUGGGCAAGCCCCUGGGAAAUCUUAUAAAGGAAGGGCACCUGAAAUCAGCAAGCUACAAAAGAGGACGACAUAGAAAGGAAUCAAAACUGGCCAGCAGAUCCCUGUUCCCAUCUGACUCCAUCAUAAUCACAGUGUCUGAGGGAGAAGAAGACGAUGAAAAUGAGGAUGAGGAGGAUGAGCUGGAAAACCAGGAGAACCAGGUCUCUUGUAGUUCUGAAGAUGUCACAGAUGAAGAUGGAGACACUGGGGAUCAGACUGAGCAGCAGUCAGAGGCCGACCGUGACAGCAGCAAGAGAGUGUUCAAAGUGACAUGUGGAGAUUUAGCUGGGACCCUUCACCUAAAACGAUUUGCAUCAGGGACUUGUGGGAAGAGUAUUCGCACUGAGACGAGCUGGCUGAGCCCCGUGGAGUUUGUGAUGGAGGCAUCGUGUCCUCCAGACGCCACCUGGAAGAAAGACAUCAUAUGUGAUGGAAAACCACUCAGUGUCCUCAUAGAGGAAAAGACCUUGAUGAUCCACUCAUUGCUGUGCAAUUGCAGACUGUGCAGUCCAAAUGAUGAAGACCGGGAGAAUGAGAAGAACGAUGAUGAGUGUUACAUCUGUAGAGGUGAAGAAGAAGAAGCAGAGCUGGUUGUGUGUGAUGACUGCCCCCGCUCCUUCCACCAGAAAUGUCACCUGCCUCAUGUAGACGACGCCAUUUUGGGUGACAACAGACAAUGGAGGUGUACGUUCUGUGUAUACCAGACCACUCAAGACUGGCGUUAUAGCGAUGAGCUGGAAGUGGAACCAGCCAUGUACCGCCAAAUAUCACAACACAUGCUGGAAUGUCAGUAUCUCGUUCUGUGUCUGUGCAGAGCUGAUGAUGAACGGACUUUCGCUUUAGACCCAUGCCUCUAUUUGGACAGGUACUCCACUGUUAUCCAGACUCCGAUGUGGCUGGGUAACAUAGCAGAUAAACUCCAGGAGAAAGAAUACCAAACUGUGGGACAGUUUGUGUCUGACGUUCAGCUCAUUUUCACCAACUGUGCCUCGUACAACCAAUUUAAUCCUGAAUUUCUUGCCAUGGGCGACCGACUGAAGGAGUUAUUUAACAGUGAAUUUAAGAAAGUGUUCAACAUCCAUGAACAGUGUUGACUGAUAAACCGUGUUAAGUUUUCAAACUCUACUGGUAGCUAUUGGGAAAAGGUUAGAAAUAUGUAAAUACUUAAAAUUACAGUACUGCAGCGGUCAGCACUGUUGCCUCAUAGAAAGAAGUGUGUGUUUGCAUGGAUUCUCUCCAGGUACUCCAGCUGGUGACUCUAAAUUGCCUGUAGGUGUGAAUGAGAGUGUGAAUGGCUGGAUAUUGUGCCUUUAUUCUUCGACAUCUGUAUAAUAGGGACAGACGGCAUUUCAGAACAGGGGUGUGCACUGUGUGAUUUGAAAAUCUUAGGUGGCAGCAAACAUACAGGAGCCCAACACACAAGAUAUCUGCGAACUGGGGAGACAAAAUGUUCACAGCUGGCAAAGGCACCUCUGCUCUUUCAUCUGCCAUUGUUAUUUUGAAAGUAACACCACUCGGACUUGUAUGUUAUACAUGUCGUGCCUCUGAUUCUGGAAUGUUGGCAUGCUGUAUAAAGGCAAACACCAGGGUGGAAUUAAUGUGAAUCUUUUAACAAUCAAAGGCGGAUAUUCCUGGGACCUCUUAACGUCAGUAUUCCGGGAUCUCUGUGUAAGAGAGGGCUUAUAUGUCAGCCCUGCGAUAGACUGGCGACCUGUUUAGGUGCAAUGUCAGCUGGGACUGGACCCAGCCCUCCCGAACCUUAAGGGCUAAGCACUAUAGAUGAUGGAUGGAUGAAAAUUACAGUAAUGCUAAUAUGGUAGAUUUUCUUGACUUGUCCCUUGUAUUUAGUAAGAAAUUACCCAGGGGACUUUAACUUGUAUUAAAUCUUAAAUUAUCCAGAUGAACUUGCAAGGUUUUACACUGCAAAAUUUGAUUUGUAAGUUAAAGUGUUAACACAAGGAGGACACACUCUAUGACAUUUUGUUACAGUGUGCCCACAGUGGACAUGUCAUUUUGGGAUCAUCUUCAUCAUAGGACAUAAAAAGAUUUUCCCAGUGUUUAUUUUAAAGGUGCAAUACAGUGUUUAGAUUUUUCCUUUAAUGAUGUGACUAACAGGAAAAAAACCAAAGGCUAAAUAUUUCAGUGGUUUUCCUUCCGUACAAGUUUGUUUUUUAUUGCCAUGUUUCCCCGAGUCUGAAUGUAAAAAGCACCUGCAUCAUGCAAAACAUGAUGAUUUCCAUGUCACUACACAGUAAUUAAAGUACUCACUUGUGCUCUCUUGAA
Molecule: messenger RNA, 3285 nt
Organism: Lates calcarifer (barramundi perch)
Lineage: Eukaryota; Metazoa; Chordata; Actinopteri; Centropomidae
Gene: sp100.1
Product: SP110 nuclear antigen, tandem duplicate 1
Exons: 16
Coding region: 192-2096 (634 amino acids)
Biological process (GO): humoral immune response; regulation of transcription by RNA polymerase II
Cellular component (GO): nucleus; cytoplasm
Molecular function (GO): DNA-binding transcription factor activity, RNA polymerase II-specific; DNA binding; translation regulator activity
Source: RefSeq, a predicted model, not a curated record